Molecule: messenger RNA, 1644 nt
Organism: Botrytis porri
Lineage: Eukaryota; Fungi; Ascomycota; Leotiomycetes; Helotiales; Sclerotiniaceae
Exons: 2
Coding region: 400-1464 (354 amino acids)
Source: RefSeq, a predicted model, not a curated record
CUCGCCAUGAGAUCCUUUGUCAGUUCUCCUAUCAUAUAGAUUCUCGAGAAGUAAAGAGCGAUUCUUGUUUGGGAGCACCUUCUAUUUUGAUCCAGUCGUAGGCUUCACAUUCUCUCAGAAUCCGAAAUCCAAAACAUAUGUCUCAAAUUCACCUUUCUACACCUUUUUUCGUAGAAGACAAGGGAAAAUACCUCCUCCCAGGUCCCACAUAUAUUCAAUGAAGGGACUGUGAUUAUUAUUCAUAAUACAAUUUUCAUCUCUCUCACGAAGUUGCGCAUUUCUGAUACAACAUUCAUACCGUCCGUCUAUCGAGAACUCAGCCAUUAAUCCGCGAUCCAAGAGCCAUCUCAAUCACGCAAAUAAUUGGAAAAUCCACCGAUAUCGAUAUCAACGGAAGUCAUGUCGCAAACCAGUAUCAAGAACCUAGCUUCUCGAGACCGAAAGCAAGAACAGUGCAAUGUCGAAGUUUCAACUCGACAACGGGUCGAGAAUAUCACACGAAAUAAAGUAAUGUGGCAAAAAAAUAUACUUCCUGGGGGUCGAGUCGACUGGGUUAUAGUUGGUUUUAGUGCACCAGUACUCAUCGAGAAGAAGGUUGACGUGCAAGUUGGCGCCAGAGAGAUUUUCGCAGAACAGAAUGAGAAGGAUUCUGAACGUCUUAUUGUUGCCGCGGUCCCGAUCGAGCUAUCAAGCACAAUCAAAAAUGGUGAACUAGAUCUGCUUACUGGAAAGGGAGAUUCAAGAGAGGUGGGUAAAGAUAAGGCGGGGAAAACGGGAGCAAUCAUCAUGAAGGUUGUCACCAAAGAAUUCAUCACUCUCGAGAACAAUAAUACAUCUGGGCACAGUUGCGAAGCAAUAAAGUCUAGAGAUACCUUUGGGAACCAUGAGGAGUCUGAAGAGAAAAUGACUCUUUUAGAAAAAGGAGGCAAACCGGUACCAUUUGAAGGCAGAAGCGACGACAAAGCUCCACCCACGAUAGGUGAACUCUUCAAGCCUCAAAAUUAUACAAGCUCGGUGGCGUCCCAUAGUUUGCCUAGCGUAUCCGGAAGAAGAAGUAGAGACCUUGGAAGGGAGCGUAGAGAUUCACAUUUGAGAAUGCCGAGCAAUCAAGAGUCAAGAGCCACACGGUCAACUUUAAGCCCAAAAAGACGACUCAGCGAUCCUCAGUCACGAGCUUCAUCAAUCACGUCAACAUCAGCGAGGAGACCACAUCCUGCCGAAAUCUUAAAAUCAUUCCGAAGCAGUGUAUUUACGAGUUCGAAUAGUCUCGGAGCGGUGUACUCUCCUAUCUUCAAUACAAAAAACUCGAAGGCACGCCUCACUACCUCAGUCUUGCCAAGAGACAACCAAUCCAUACCGAGAAGACCCAAAACGACAAUCACUGUCGCUUCAAGAAUGAUAACACAUGCUUUGGGUAUACGAGCGGUUCCUAGAGUGCUAGAAUCCAAGGUAGAAUCUAACUAGACUUUCUUUUUGCAUGAAGCAAUAUAUGGAGGGGUCUGAAAAGGUUCAAAAAACUUGUUGAUAUUGCAUGGACUACAAUCAUGUUAGCGUUGGAUGUUCUUUCUCUUUCCAGUCUAAAGUUUUACAGGCAACUUCCUCAAACCAAAGGAUCUAUCAUUCAUGGAAGAUAGAUCUGUCAAA